Dipodomys spectabilis (banner-tailed kangaroo rat) is the source of this 1994-nucleotide messenger RNA. It is a transcript of the gene Bglap, whose product is annotated as bone gamma-carboxyglutamate protein. Bases 1569 to 1871 code for a protein of 100 amino acids. The record is from RefSeq and is a predicted model, not a curated record. Gene Ontology annotation, cellular component: extracellular region. The transcript has 4 exons. NCBI's taxonomy places the organism in Eukaryota, Metazoa, Chordata, Mammalia, Rodentia, Heteromyidae. Gene Ontology annotation, molecular function: hydroxyapatite binding; calcium ion binding; structural constituent of bone. Gene Ontology annotation, biological process: osteoblast differentiation; regulation of bone mineralization; response to vitamin K.
GGCCUUAGCUUCAGUGCUCUGGGAACCUCUAGGCUGGAGUAGACUAGGCCUAGGAUUGUAUCUGAUCAUGUGCAGAGGGCAGCAGAUCAGAAAACAGGACCCUUGUGUUUCCUGAGGUCAGAACAAACUGCCAAAGGUAUCACUCUGUCCAACCCACCCUACCCUUCUCCUUGCUAAUUGGCUUAAUUCUGGGAAAGUAUCCAUAGGUGGCAGGGUUUUACAUAGUGGGGCCCUCCACAAAACCUGGGUACUGUGUCUUUCCCUACUUCAAUUUUCUCCAGCCAGGAUCACCAGAUGGUAGAUGGUGCUUCCUAGACCCGAGGGAAAAGGAGGUGGGCUCCAAUUUGGUAAAAAGUUUUUCUUUUUUGAUGAAGGCUCACCCUAACCCAUAUGUAGGCUUUUUUAGAGCUGCCUGAGGAGACAAGGACAGGAAGAUAUCACAGUGACCCCUGCUAAGUGCUCUCCUCCCCAUAAACAGAGCCCAGCUUACCUUUUUCUCUGAGGAACAGCUGCAUUUAGGCAGAUACUUCCCUCCUGCCAGCCCUCCCCAUCCAGUGCUUUAUCUAUCAGGUUGGGCAGACUGAGUCCUGAUGGGUGAGUUGGUAGGUGAGCAAAGACACAGGCCAAACAAAGAGGGGCCAGGACCCUCUCUUCUCACUAGUCUGAGACAGUGGCAGCUCUUGAGUAGGAUGGAUGUUUUAGGUCACAAUGUUCUGUCAGUAGACAGGCCUUCCUAUCAACUUUGGAAUGGGACUAGGGGGCAAGUUCCUCCAACGGCUGUUAACGAGGGAGGCUGUACUGGCUAGCGGAUUGCUGGGUAACCUAAAAGUGACUCCAUCUCCCUGCUCCCUGAAGGCCUUACCCCUGUACACUGACACUUGUCACCUAGCCUGCCCCAGAGAUGGAGAGGUUGUCCUCAUACACCCAGUCUCACAUUUGUGGGCUUUGGUUUUGGUCCUGUGCUGCCCUGACCUCUUCUCCAGUCCUGAUGUAUAGGACUUAUACAGGAAGUGGCCCCACACCAGCCUGCCUUUUAACAGAUUGCAGGGUGAAUGAGGGCAUUGCCUGCCUGGCCUGGUACUCCCUUCCUGGGGUUUGGCUCCUGCCCUGGGGCAGACAGUGCAAAUCAUAGGCUAUGACAACUGGAGCCUAGCUCUGCUGAACCUAUUUUAGACCUCUGAGCCCCCUUCCUCCCCCUUGGCUCCCCCUAGGGCCAAGCCAGUGCUUUAUACUGAGAUUGCUGGUUUUUAAGAAAAGAGUAGGGGCAAGAGGGUGUGGAGCAGUCCCCAGGGAAGGGGUAGGAGUGACAUCAUAAUCUGGCACCCUCUUUCUCACCCAUCAUCCAUUAAUCUCGGGGCCUGCCCUGGCAGCCACAGCCCCCAACCACAACAUCCUUUGGGUUUGGCCUAUAGGGCCAAGACACAUGACCCCCAAUUAGCCCUGGCAGUGUCCCCUGCCCUGCCUGCACCACGGGGGCACAGCCCAGUGGGUAUAUAAAGUGCUGGUAGCUGCAAGGGGCAGUCAGCUGAAUCCUGAGCACUAACGUUGCCGAAGUGCUGACAGACACCAUGAGAACUCUCACUCUCCUCACCCUGCUGAUCUUGGCUGCAUUCUGUCUCACUGGCUGGGCAGAUGGGAAGCCCAGUGGUGCAGAGUCUGGCAAAGGUACAGCCUUCAAAUCCAAGAAGGAAGGCAGCGAGCUGAUGAAGAGACCCCGACGCUACGUGGACCAGGGGCAGGGAGCCGCAGCCCCCUACCCAGAUCCCCUGGAGCCCAAGAGGGAGGUAUGUGAAUUGAACCCCAACUGCGAUGAACUGGCUGACCAAAUCGGCUUCCAAGAUGCCUAUCAACGCUUCUAUGGCCCGGUCUAGGGCAUGGACUGUAGGUGGUUAGUGCAGCCUGGCUCCUCUCUGGGACCCUUCCCUCCUCAUUCCCAGUCUGCCCUGCACGUGUGAACAUCCCAGCUGCUUCAAAAUAAAGUCCAGAGGGUCUGA